AUGGAGUCCAGACUUGACUACCAGGAUAUGCAGGACUCCCAAAGUGGAGGCACACGUCGUUACCUCUCAAACCGCGAUGGCGACGAUAUGAGAAGCCCGGCUGUCCGCAAAGUCCUGUUUGAGCAGCUUGAUGCGCAAUUGAAAGCUUAUGAUGAUUUGCUGUCUCGCUCCGCAGCCUUGUAUCAGUACCAGAAGCCAGAUGAAGAGGAUCGCUCUAGCAUUGCAAAUUUAAUCCACAACGACGGGAGCCUCGCUCAAAGGGACAGGAGCUGGAUCAGGAAGAUCGAUGACCUGAUCGUCCUUGGUGGCGAACAGAACUCCUCCUGGGUCCACGGGCUCGUCAGCCAUCUCUUCACGUGGACCAGUAGGUCCUUGGUCCGAUGUUUGCUGCGCAGCAAAAUCCAGGACAGGAAACUGGAAGGUUCCUCGAUGCAUGUGGAGCUGUAUGAGAGAAAGCGGUUCAACCGCGUUGUCGGGUUCCUGUACACAAUCGCCAUCGCAGCCUUGAUUAUGGGACCAGUAUUGGUCCUCUAUCGGCUGCGGCACCUGGAUGGGUACGCGCAGAACUUGUUGGCAUUUGCGUUCACAACCAUCUUUGCCUUGCUUUGUUCCACGGCCACUGCUGCGAAACAACACGAGAUAUUUGCUGUUACGGCGGCAUAUUGCGCAGUACUGGUAGUGUUUACCAACCAAAACACAAAUGGCAACGGACAAACGUCGAUAGCGAUCCCACAGGCGUCUUCGUGA
This is a messenger RNA of Cladophialophora bantiana CBS 173.52, 747 nucleotides long. RefSeq lists its product as uncharacterized. NCBI's taxonomy places the organism in Eukaryota, Fungi, Ascomycota, Eurotiomycetes, Chaetothyriales, Herpotrichiellaceae. The record is from RefSeq and is a predicted model, not a curated record. The coding region runs from base 1 to 747 and encodes 248 amino acids. The transcript has 4 exons.